GGGCCGAGCCUGGCUCGGACUCUGAGCCUGUGAUAAACGUGCUGCUCCCGCAGUUUCGAUUAUGCUGAGGGCGUUGUCAACUUCUGGUAAGGCGUCCCCAGGACCCCAUCUUUUUUCCCUUUACAAAGCAAGAAUCCAGAGAUGUUUGGACUUUCUUGGCGCCCAAAACAUAGUCCCCAAAUUUGACUAACGGCCAGUGUGGUGGGAUUUAAAUCCUUCCUCCGUGAAGUCCUACCUUUCCUUCCUUGCCCACCAUAGCAGAGUCUCCUAGUAAAGAGGGGACUUGACCCUCCCGGUAGGCAAGAGUCCCUACUCCCUACCUUCGGCACAUUCACUCUCUCAGGUCUCUCUAAAGGGAGCUGAUGGCCUCCACCCUACCCUAGAGGCCCUUCUCCCAAAGGAGCAUUCCAGAAAACCCAAUCUUGCUGCCGAGAAGAGCCUGGAAUCCUUGAUCUAAAUCAGUGAAAAAUCCCACUGAACUAUGGGUAAGGCAUUCUCCCAGCUCACCUCUCAGAAGGAUGAGGACAAGUCUAUCCUACCUGAUAACCCCGCCAUGGCCAGCAAGGCUGCCAACUACUUCAGCACUGGUAACAGAAAACCAUCACACUCCUGUGUGCCUUGUGAAAAGGCUGCGAGUACCAGCUUUGUGACUUGUCCUACCUGCCAAGGCAAUGGGGAGAUCCCCCAAGAGCUAGAGAAGCAGCUGGUGGCCCUCAUCCCUUAUGGAGACCAAAGGCUGAAGCCCAGACGCACGAAGCUCUCUGUGUUCCUGGCCGUGACCAUCUGCCUGCUGAUUUUCUCCCUCACCAUCUUUUUCCUGUAUCCACGGAACAUUGUUGUGCAUCCUGUAGGCCUCAACUCCUCUACAGUCGCCUUCGAUGAAACUCAUGUACAGCUCAACAUGACGAAUGUCCUGAACAUCACCAACAGCAACUUCUAUCCCGUCACAGUGACACAGCUGACGGCCGAGGUGCUCCACCAGACCUCUGUGGUAGGCCAGGUUACCAGCAGUCUCCGCCUGCACAUUGGCCCUUUAGCCAGUAAGCAGAUGCCUUACGAAGUUGCCAGCAGGAUUUUGGAUGAAAACACAUACAAAAUCUGUACAUGGCCGAAAAUCAGAGUCCACCAUAUCCUUGUGAAUAUCCACUACCCUUCGAGAGCUUCGAAUAUGUGGACUGCAGAGAAAACAUGUCAAUGCCCCAUCUGGAGCUCCCUCGCCCAGCCUGAUCUGUCUGCUGCCCUUCUACACCAGGCACCUGCAAGCGGGUCUGCAGCUCCGCUCCAUGGAGCUCUAGGAAAGUAGUGACUGUGUUGAAGGAAACGUCCUGCUUUUGUCUGUGCCUUCCCCUAACACCCUCAGCGCAUGGAGCUCCUGUAACAAUGUCCUAGUUCCUGAGUCCUCAGAUCCCCAGGAAUCACUUGUGAUGAGUGUCAUCGUGCAGACAGGAUGUUAUGUCAUCGUGGUUUGUGUGUGGAAGAAUGGCUAACUUGACAUUGUCUUGGGACUGAGCAUGUUGGUUACCCAGCUCCACCCGGGUGGGUCUUCAGUUGGAAUGUAGUUCUAGCUACACUUCACAACAUGGAUGGAUCUUUUUCAAGUUUUCCUCUCAGUAAUAAGUGGCUUUCCGGACAUCCAGUGCUGUGUCCGCGGUCGUCUUAGGUGACUAUAAAUGUUCUCCUGUGCUGUUCUGCUUUGGCCAUUUGAUAAUGAUGGUGAUGGCCUGGUUCUCUCAGUGAAAGGUGGACAGUAUGGUCCUCAUCCUUCCUGGUUCAGGACACUGUCCCUGGUUUCUAGGAAGGCAGAUUACAGCAUCUAAACCUCUCUGUAGAACAGCUCUAAUGCUGUCUUCACAGCAGAAGCCAAGUAGCUGAGGGGGAGCCAUCUGGUCUACCUUAGAGCAAAGGCAGAGCCAUUUGAGGUAGUCUUUAUUAAAGGAAAAUGUCUAAGCCUGUGUGAGUGGACACAGGACAGGCAGUUGAGUAGGCCCAGGGGCUCUGUUCAGAAAGCCUGAAGGACAUAAGCUAUUGAUAUCAGGCCAACGCUGUGGGGCUCUCGUAUAUUCUCUGCACCAGGCCCACUCGGUUCCCGAGGCCUCUGCCGUCCUCUGGGAUGUGACUGUGAAGAGUGACAGAUUCACCAGAUUUUUUCCUUCCUUGCCCGUCACUACACUGGAGCCAAGCCACAGGUAACUCCCAGUUUUUUACUGAACCCCAGGUAGAGAUGUCUGUGUUGUGGGAGAGCAGAAACAUGUGUUCUCUGAAGCCAUCCUUUGCUGGCGAAAGGCCACGUGGUUGGGGAAGUAAGGCUGAAUUUGAAGUAAGGAUGCAAGGAAACGAUGGUGCCAGUACUGUCCAACUAGCCUGGGGAUACAAGGAGGGAGAGGAAGUCUGUUGUCACCGAGCUUUCCCUCCUGGGUAGCCAGGGUUAAGAUGUACCAACAAAACUGAGAUCGAAGUGUAUAAACCAACAAAUGUAAAAGAUUUCUAACAAUAAAUUGUUAUUUAGCCAUGCUGAA
Molecule: messenger RNA, 2516 nt
Organism: Rattus norvegicus (Norway rat)
Lineage: Eukaryota; Metazoa; Chordata; Mammalia; Rodentia; Muridae
Source: RefSeq, a predicted model, not a curated record